This is a messenger RNA of Capsicum annuum, 1749 nucleotides long. Its product is annotated as putative HVA22-like protein g. Lineage: Eukaryota; Viridiplantae; Streptophyta; Magnoliopsida; Solanales; Solanaceae. The coding region runs from base 443 to 1357 and encodes 304 amino acids. The transcript has 7 exons. The record is from RefSeq and is a predicted model, not a curated record.
AUGUCAUUGUAUUUAUAGAUCAAUGAAGUUCACAUAUUUUUUUUUGUCAAGUGAAAAAAAGAAAUCUUAUUUUAUAUUUGGAUGAGAAACAAGUUUUAGCAAAAGAAAAACAAAAUUGAAAAACUCUUUUCAGGAACUCAAAAAAAAAAAAAAAAGAUUUAAAUACGCACCCAGUGUAAGAUGAGAAAUAAACUCAUUUAAAAUGGUAUGAGAAAAAUCCAAAACGAUACAAUCUAGUUCCCCCGUCUCUUUAUCUCUCUCACUUCUUCUCCGCCGACAUCUCAACCGUUCGCCGGAGUGUUGCGGCGGCGCCCCCACCAACAUCUAAAAAACAAAUCAAGUCCGUUAACUUUCCUUCUACUUCUGUUAACUAACGGCCAAUUCGCCGCCGUUAAUUAACCGUUUACCGUUGAUUUGGAUUGAUCAAUAAAAGGAAUUCAAGAUGAUUGGAUCUUUUAUCACCAGAGGGCUUGUGAUGGUUUUUGGUUAUGCUUAUCCAGCCUAUGAAUGCUUCAAAACUGUGGAAAUGAACAAACCUGAUAUUCAGCAGCUCCGCUUUUGGUGCCAAUAUUGGAUCUUAAUUGCUAUGUUGACGGUUUGUGAGAGGUUCGGUGAUGCUUUUAUUUCAUGGGUUCCAAUGUACAGUGAAGCUAAGCUGGCAUUCGUCAUUUACUUGUGGUGCCCCAAAACGAAGGGAACUACAUAUGUGUAUGAUGCCUUUUUUAGACCCGUGGUUUUAAAGCAUGAACCUGAGAUUGAUAAAAAUAUAUUGGAGUUGAGGACCAGAGCAGGAGAUAUGUUAUUUUUGUACUGGCAGAAAGCUGCUAGCUAUGGUCAGACGAGGGUUUUUGACAUUUUGCAGUAUAUUGCUUCGCAGUCAAAUCCACCUCCCCCCACUCAGCCACUAAGGCAAAGCAGCAGAGGUCGUCAAUCCACAGCAACACUAAAUCGUAGAUCAUCCGCUGGAGCAACACAAGUACCAGCUGAGGAACAAGCAUCCCUUGCUUCUGAUGAAUCCUCAAAUGGGGAGGAAACAGAUACAUCAGCAGAUGCGGGAUCCUCCAAAGCUCCUCCCCCGGCUUCCACUGCAGCUGCAAACGCACAAAAAGCAACUCCAUCCAAAUCCAUGGUUUCGACUGUAGCUUCUACUCUGAACACACAGAAAGCAUCUCCAUCCAAAGCCCUUGCUGAAACCACCAAAUCUUCGACAUCUGUUGAAACUCGAGUAAUGCAGAUCGAUUCUGCGCCUUUGUCAGCUAAUGAAAGUGGUAACCCUCCUGCCGAGACGGCCUUGGAGGAAGCAGUAAGAGUAACACGCGCCAGAUCAAGGAAGACAAGGGCUGGAAGCAACCCAUGAAUUUGUCACAUCAAGUACUUCUUCUGCAUGUUAGUUUGAAUGUGGUUUAUUAUACAACGUCAGAAAAAGGAUUCAUUCUAGGCUAGUGAGUCCAGUGUAAAUCUGGCAUAUCUUAGUUCAUUCAUUACUUAAGUUGUCCAUGGUUUUUGAGCAUGGCUUGAAAAAUACAAAGGGUCGAGUGGGUAAGACUGCUAGAUGAAAUUACCAUUCAUUAUCGAAUGUCCAAAUUAAAGUACUUGUGUUUGCACUCAGCGACUUGAGGAUGAUCAGUUAUCUUCGAGGAUCACUGUACAUAUGUAUAACAUCUGGCUCUUGGAGUGGCUUGUCAUUGUACUGAGUGGUAAUUGAUAUGGGACUGAGUUUCUGUAAUUGUAUCUUUAUCUUUACCCUCA